Arctia plantaginis is the source of this 753-nucleotide messenger RNA. The record is from the annotation of a GenBank genome assembly. Lineage: Eukaryota; Metazoa; Arthropoda; Insecta; Lepidoptera; Erebidae.
AUGUUCCAAAAAUAUACAGCUUUGUUUCUUGUUUUCAUGGUGGCUGCUUCUGCAGCAAACACCGUCAACUUAUUGCAAGACUUGACAUUAAGGCAAUUCGACAGCGGUGAUAUCUUCCAAGAAGGCUUAAGUGCCAAUGUGAACCACUAUAUUGAUGAGACUCUUUCACUAAUCGUGCCCUUUAUCCAGCGGAAUGGACUGGACCCUAUGCCAUUACCAAAUGUCCGAGAAGGAUUUCAAGUGAGACCCUUAUGGGUAACAUACAGCGCCUGGCUGAAUCUUUACGAAGGUCAGAUGUCUGGGUUGGUUAAUGUAGCCCGUUCUGGUGACCAGAAAGUAUCAUACAACGGAAGAAAUCUGAGUGUUCGUAUUCAGCUUGAAUUUACUAAUCUUGAGUUCGUCUACAAAUAUCUAGUGCAAGUGAUGGGUAUUGGGCCAAGCGGUGGCAUCAAUGGCUCACUUAAUCGCUUCAUCAUAGUUUUUGACCUUCUCUUAGACUUCAACGUCGACGAGAUCCAUGUUCAAGACUUCAGGCUUAUUAAUAAUGGAAAUCUCCGAGUACGUUUGACUGGCAACUGGCUGACUGACUGGUUGGUAAACCCCGUGGUCAGCCUCUUUGUGAGGAUAUUUAACUCGACUAUCUUGAACACAGUGCAAUCCAACAUUAGAAACCUAAUCCAAAGUACAGUUGACGGCAUAAACAGCAACUUAAGGCAAACCAUUGAACGCCUCGAAUCAUAUAACUAUGCGUAA